This is a messenger RNA of Lactuca sativa (garden lettuce), 1467 nucleotides long. RefSeq names its product sulfite oxidase (gene SOX). Lineage: Eukaryota; Viridiplantae; Streptophyta; Magnoliopsida; Asterales; Asteraceae. Gene Ontology annotation, molecular function: molybdenum ion binding; molybdopterin cofactor binding; heme binding. Gene Ontology annotation, cellular component: mitochondrion. The record is from RefSeq and is a predicted model, not a curated record. Gene Ontology annotation, biological process: sulfur compound metabolic process.
GUGGGGUUCCACACCUACUCGUGACGAUAGCACACUCCACCCGACUACUCUCUCAUUCGGCUUGUUUGUUCAUUGUAUCUUUCACUUCCUAAUCCUAUCACACACCGCAGAUUACAUUGAAGAAGAAGGUAAAGUUGAGAAAUGCCAGGAAUCAGAUCACCAUCUGACUAUUCACAAGAGCCUCAACGUCAUCCUGCUCUUAAAAUUAACGCCAAGGAGCCCUUCAAUGCCGAGCCAAGACGCCAAGAUUUGGUUUCUUCUUAUGUGACACCUACGGAAUUCUUCUACAAGAGAAACCAUGGACCAAUACCUAUUGUUGAUGAUAUACAAAGAUAUUGUGUCUCUGUUCAUGGGCUAAUUGAGAAGCCCAAAGACCUGUAUAUGAAAGAUAUUAUGAAUCUUCCAAAAUAUAAUGUCACUGCCACUUUACAGUGUGCUGGCAAUAGAAGAACUGCAAUGAGCAAAACCAGAACUGUAAGAGGAGUUGGGUGGGAUGUUGCUGCCUUAGGAAAUGCAAUAUGGGGUGGAGCAAAACUUGCAGAUGUUCUUGAACUGGUUGGCAUACCCAAGUUAACAAGUACCACACCUGCAGGUGGCAAACAUGUAGAAUUUGUGAGCAUUGACAGGUGCAAGGAGGAAAAAGGGGGUCCAUACAAGGCGUCAAUUCCACUAAGUCAGGCAACAAAUCCAGAAGCUGAUGUUCUGCUUGCUUAUGAGAUGAAUGGAGAGACUCUGAAUAGGGAUCAUGGGUAUCCACUGAGAGUAGUAGUCCCAGGGGUUAUUGGUGCUCGUUCUGUCAAGUGGCUGGAUACCAUCAACAUAGAUUCCCAAGUCUGCCAGGGAUUCUUUCAGCAGAAAGACUAUAAAAUGUUUCCACCAACAGUAAAUUGGGACAACAUUGAUUGGUCUACCAGGAGACCACAAAUGGAUUUCCCUGUUCAGAGUGCAAUAUGCUCCUUAGAGGAUGUGAAUGUGGGGAAGAAUGGAAAGAUAGCUAUAAAAGGAUAUGCAGUUUCAGGAGGUGGACGUGGGAUUGAGAGAGUUGAUAUAUCGAUUGAUGGGGGUAAAACAUGGAUGGAGGCAUCCAGAUACCAAAAGCCUGGAGUCAAAUACAUUGCUGAUGAAGAAAGAAGCGAUAAAUGGGCUUGGGUACUUUUUGAAGCUGAAGCUGAUAUAAACUCAAAUACAGAGAUAAUCGCCAAAGCAGUGGACACGGCUGCAAAUGUUCAACCUGAAAAGGUUCAAGACAUCUGGAACUUGAGGGGAAUUCUUAACACAUCAUGGCAUCGUGUUCAUAUACAAGUUAGGCAUUCAAGCAUGUAAGGCGAAUGAAUCAAAAUACAUGGCAAUAAUAAAAUAUCUACUAGUCUGUGUGAAACUUUUUCUUCUAUUUCUUGGGUUUUGUAACAUAAAUUGAUAUCUUGGUAAUGUAAGUUUUGAUUGAAUAAAUGUACGAGAAUUAACUAA